GGCUGGGAGCUGCAGAAAUAAGAGCCGAGUUGUUGUAAAAGUCUGAGCUCAAAAAUUAACAGUUUGGUCUUCAGACGGACUGUGGGACUGUUCUCAAGGCUGGCUCUUCACAAGAUGGCUCCGACUAAUGCCUUUCACCAGUACUCUUCAGACGCGGGAUGCAGAUGUCCAUUAGAGUCUGAGCUACGAGCAGUGCUGCAGCAAAGGAUUAUGGUCCUGGAUGGUGGGAUGGGAACCAUGAUCCAGCAGCAUAAGCUUGAAGAGGAGCAUUUCAGGGGCGACGAGUUUAAAGAGCACCCGCUUUCAUUGAAGGGCAACAACGACCUUCUCAGUAUCACACAGCCAGAUAUAAUUUACAAAAUACACAAGGAGUACCUGCAGGCUGGGGCGGAUAUCAUAGAGACCAACACAUUCAGUAGCACUUCCAUUGCUCAGGCAGACUAUGGACUGGAGCACAUGGCUUAUCGACUGAACAGAGUGUCAGCGGAGCUGGCAAGAAGGGCAGCUGAUGAAAUUACCAAACAAACUGGCUGCAAACGCUAUGUGGCUGGGGCAGUGGGUCCCACCAAUAAAACCCUGUCUGUAUCACCAUCUGUGGAGAGACCGGACUUCAGGAACAUCAAAUUUGAUGAGCUAGUAGAAGCCUACACAGAGCAGGUCAGGGGUUUAUUAGAUGGAGGAGCAGACAUCCUUCUGGUUGAAACCAUCUUCGACACUGCCAACGCUAAGGCUGCCUUGUUCGCCAUCGACCUGCUGUUUGAAAGCAGCUAUGAAAGAAAACCUAUAUUUAUCUCAGGGACCAUUGUUGACCGGAGUGGAAGAACUCUGUCUGGUCAGACUGGAGAGGCUUUUGUAGUGAGUGUAUCCCAUGCUAAACCACUGUGUAUUGGUCUGAACUGUGCUUUGGGUGCGACAGAGAUGAGACCAUUCAUUGAGGCCAUUGGAAAAAGCACCACAGCUUUCAUUAUCUGUUAUCCUAACGCAGGUCUUCCCAACACAUUUGGAGACUAUGAUGAAACUCCAGAAGUAACAGCCUCCAGUUUAAAGGAAUUUGCUAGAGAUGGACUAGUGAAUAUUGUGGGAGGCUGUUGUGGGACGACUCCAGGACACAUCAGAGCCAUACAUGAAGCAGUUAGAAACUGCAAGCCAAGAGCUCCUGCUGCUGACAUUUAUCAAGACUACUUGCUGCUGUCAGGUUUAGAGCCAUUCAGGAUCGGCCCUUAUACCAACUUUGUAAACAUUGGAGAGCGAUGCAAUGUGGCUGGGUCACGCAAAUUCGCCAAGUUGAUCAUGGCAGGAAACUAUGAGGAGGCACUAAGUAUUGCUAAGGCCCAGGUGGAGAUGGGGGCCCAAGUCCUGGAUUUAAACAUGGAUGAGGGGAUGCUUGAAGGGCCUACAGCCAUGGCUCGAUUUUGUAAACUCAUUGCCUCUGAGCCAGACAUUGCCCGGGUUCCUCUAUGUAUUGACUCCUCUAACUUCUCUGUGAUUGAGGCUGGGUUGAAGUGCUGUCAGGGGAAGUGUAUAGUCAACAGUAUCAGUCUGAAGGAAGGAGAGGAGGAGUUCCUGCUCAGAGCUGCUACUGUGAAGCGCUACGGAGCUGCUGUGGUGGUCAUGGCCUUCGAUGAGGAGGGGCAGGCCACAGAUACAGACCGCAAAGUGGAGAUCUGCAGUCGAGCCUACGAGCUGCUGGUCAGCAAAGUGGGCUUUGACCCCAACGACAUCAUCUUUGACCCCAACAUACUCACCAUCGGCACAGGCAUGGAGGAACACAACAACUAUGCUGUCAACUUCAUCAGGGCUACCAAGCUUAUCAAAGAGACCUUACCAAAAGCCAGGGUGAGUGGAGGUCUGUCCAACCUCUCCUUCUCCUUCAGAGGAAUGGAGGUCAUCAGAGAAGCUAUGCAUGGAGCGUUUCUUUACCACGCUAUCAAGGAUGGUAUGGAUAUGGGGAUAGUGAAUGCUGGGAACCUGCCGGUGUACGAUGACAUCAAUAAAGAGCUGCUGCUACUAUGUGAAAACAUCAUCUGGAACAGAGACACUGGUGCCACUGAGAAACUACUGGCCUACGCACAGAACAAUGUGAAAGGAGGGAAAAAGGUGGUUCAGACGGACGAGUGGAGAGAAGAAAAUGUGGAGGAGAGACUGGAGUACGCUCUAAUCAAGGGAAUAGAGAAGUAUGUCGUGGAGGAUGUGGAGGAGUGUCGCUCUCAGGUUGACCGCUACACUCGACCCCUUCACAUCAUCGAGGGCCCCCUUAUGAAUGGCAUGAAGGUGGUGGGGGAUCUCUUUGGAGCUGGGAAGAUGUUCCUGCCACAGGUGAUCAAGUCGGCCCGUGUUAUGAAGAAGGCAGUGGGCUAUUUGAUUCCUUUCAUGGAGAAGGAGAGGGAGGAGAUGAUGGCAUCGUCAGGGUCAACUGAGGAGCUGGAUCCCUAUCAAGGCACCAUAGUUCUGGCUACAGUGAAGGGAGACGUCCACGAUAUUGGCAAAAACAUCGUUGGUGUGGUGCUGGGUUGCAACAACUUCAGAGUGAUUGACCUGGGCGUGAUGGUUCCCUGUGAUCGGAUCCUUAGAGAGGCCAUUACACGGAAAGCAGAUAUCAUUGGUUUGUCUGGUCUCAUCACUCCCUCUCUGGAUGAGAUGAUCUACGUGGCCAAAGAGAUGGAGAGACUGGGGAUGACAACACCACUGCUGAUUGGAGGAGCCACCACAUCAAAGACACACACAGCAGUGAAGAUCGCCCCCCGCUACAGUUGUCCUGUUAUCCAUGUUCUGGAUGCCUCCAGGAGUGUGGUGGUGUGUUCCCAGUUGCUGGAUGAGACAAUGAGGGAGGAGUAUUUUGAGGACCUGAAAGAGGAGUAUGAGGAGAUCAGGCAGGACCACUAUGACUCUCUGAAGGAUCGUCGGUAUCUGUCUCUGUCCCAGGCCAGAGAGAAGGCGUUACAUAUAGACUGGCUCUCUCUGCCCAGACCAGUACGUCCUCAGUUCCUGGGCACCCGUGUGUUUGAGCAGUAUGACCUGAAUAGUUUGGUGGACUUCAUUGAUUGGAAGCCUUUCUUUGAUGUGUGGCAGCUGAGAGGAAAAUACCCCAACAGAGGUUACCCCAAGAUCUUCAAGGACAAGACUGUUGGUUUGGAGGCUCGGCGCGUCUUUGAUGACGCCCAGCGGCUGCUCAACCAGAUGAUUGACACUGGCAGUCUGAAGGGUCAUGGCCUGGUGGGAUUCUGGCAUGCCCAGAGUGAUGGUGAUGACAUCAAUGUGUAUGAAAAUGAUGUCACAGUGCGCAGAGACACCAAACCCAUUGCCACUUUCCAUGGCUUACGGCAACAGGUGGAAAAGGACAGUUCCAGUUCAGAGCCCUACCUGUGUGUGUCUGACUUUGUGGCCCCUGUAGACAGCAGUGUGGCAGACUACAUUGGUGUGUUUGCUGUGGGUGUGUUUGGAGCUGAGGAGCUGAGUCAGCAGUUCCAGGCUCAGGGAGACGACUUCAGCAGCAUCAUGGUCAAAGCUCUGGCUGACCGCCUGGCUGAGGCGUUUGCUGAGGAGCUCCAUGCUCGAGUGCGUAAGGAGCUGUGGGGCUAUUGUGCUGAUGAAACUCUGCAGGCCUCAGACCUACACAGAGUUCGGUACCAGGGCAUCAGACCUGCAGCUGGCUACCCCAGCCAGCCUGACCACACUGAGAAGACCACCAUGUGGAGCCUGGGUGGUAUACACGACAAGACCGGUAUUGGUCUGACAGAAUCCCUGGCCAUGACGCCUGCAGCGUCAGUGUCUGGGCUUUACUUCUCCAACCCUCAGGCUUCAUACUUCGCUGUGGGAAAGAUCACCAAGGAGCAGGUGGAGGACUACGCCAGGAGGAAGAACAUAAGUGUGGAGGAGGUGGAGAGAUGGCUGGCUCCUGUACUGGGUUAUGACAGUGAAGCGUAGGGCAACAAUCUACAUCCAUGUUCUCAUCUCACUGUGAGAAAGAAAGAGAAGGAGCACAUUUUGCUUCUAAUGUUGAAUUUAUCCUUUAAUGCAAACAGCUUUUUAAAGAAAUUUUCUUCUGAAAAAAUCAAAAAACACUAAGAAUCUGUUACAUUCAGUGCCAGUUUUCAAUAUGUGACAUACUUACGGACCAAUUCAUAUGCCACUUAAACAGCAUCGACAUAAACAGCCUGGACACAUGGUUUACAAAUGUUAUUGAUCUCACAUAAGUUUUGGAAUUGUAUGUGGAAGUGAAAGUUUAGGUCUUUGCAUAGAGAUUGCAUUUAUUCAAAAUUUUUGAUUUCUUUUUAGUAUCGUUUCAUUGUUUGCUGUGGAACCUGUAGUGUACUUGGGUCCCACAUUUCACCUUUUCAGUGUUUGAUUAUGAUUCAUUACUUGAUAGGCACAUUCAAAAACAAUAUAUGCAGUAAUACAUUUUUCAAUUAAAUGGUGUGAUUUAAAAACUUUUUAAAAACUCAUUGUAGAUGAUAAAAAAGAAAUAUGAAAAUCAAAAGUUCUAAGUCACAAUCUGUAACAACAUCAUUUAAAAACAAAUUUCUGCUGUUCCACUGACACUUAGGACUUUCUGGAGUUUUCCAUUUUGUAGUGCUUUGUCCACUGAUCAACCUACAGAGCAGUAGGAGGUGCUCUCAUUGGUCAGCCAUCAUUUCAGAGCCCCCGUGUCACCUUCCUGUUUCAUCUGUGUGGGUUUAGUUUUUGAUGUGACACAUUUCUGCAAGGCCUCAAACUGUAGUGUGGAUGAACCUGUCAAAUACAGUAUGGAACAUUGAAACAAGACUUUUUCCCUUAUCAGCCUUUAUUAUGAGUAACUUACCAGCAUUUGAAAACUUUGUUUGUGCUGACCUCCAGUGGUUUAACUUUUCACCUGGCUGUAGUGAGGUUAGGUGCACUUUGUCACGUCAUAACACUGUGACAUCACUGGUGGGUGUGGCUACAGGCAGUGAUAGUUGCUAUAGCCAUGUAAACUUUGAGCCAGAGACAACAGUAAAAUUAUUGUUUUCCUUCAAUUGUUAAGUUACUCUUUAAAAUCCUUUUCUUACAAUAUUUAAAAUUCAUUCAUUUGUCAUUCAGAUGCUCAAUGAUAAAAAACAUUCAGUAAUUUAAUAAGAAAAAUAUAUUUUUUCAAUUACUUCAAUUUAUUGUUAAUUGUGUCAAUCCUCAUAUAAGCUUCAGGCCUCCUGAUAUUUGAAGCUACAGCAGUCACAGAAACAGCAUUUUUUCAUAGAUAACUUGUUUCACGUUGCAGUGUCAGUGUAACUUCAACUAGAAAUAAGUUCAUUAUUUGAAUCCAAGGUACUAGUGUUUGAUUAGCUGGUUGGUUGUCUGCUUACACUGUCAUUUCUUUUUUGUGUAGUCUGUGAGGUUUUAUGAAUGGUUUGUCUCCCAGACAUCGUUUCAUAAUGUUGAGGAAUCAAUAAACUGGGACACAAUUACAGAUGAAUAUGGGUAUUUUAGUUAAUGUUAUAUUGAACAAUGUUCAUGUUUUCAAAAGAUUCAGUAUUCAUAUUCAGUUAAAAACUCAGUGUCAUGUACGAACAAACUUGAACAUAACUUGUCCUGUGAUAAUAUGAAAACAAACACUUUCUGUUUACUGGAGGUUCAUGGCAUAAAAACAAGUGGCAUUUAUCAUUCAUGAAUGUUAUAUCAAAAAAUCUGCAAAUGUUUAAGUUGGUAAACCUGGUUAACUCUUUGCCACAUCCCUUGUCAUUUCAGUUUCCUCUUGGUGUCCUUUUCACACGCUGAAGUACAACUAGUUUCUCAUCCACAUCCACAUAUUGUUUACAUGUUGUUUUAUCAACUGCAUUGUGUAAGGACCCUUCAAAUUAUCUACUUGUUCUAGGAUCCUGACACAUUUUCACAUGGGUCAAAGUAAAAAAAAACAAACCAGGUGUUUCUGAAAGAAUCAGGCUCAGGUGCAUUUCACAUGUGUCUUAAAAGCCCUGAUGUGCUGCAGUGGCUAAUCUCUGUAUGAAGCUUUGUUUCACUUACCUACAAUGAAAAAAAACCAGAUAAAUGAUGGUGCACUGUAAAACAGUAUUGACAUGACAGUGUUAUUUUAUUAAAAAUAAUAGUGGCAACACCA
Seriola aureovittata is the source of this 6067-nucleotide messenger RNA. RefSeq names its product 5-methyltetrahydrofolate-homocysteine methyltransferase (gene mtr). NCBI's taxonomy places the organism in Eukaryota, Metazoa, Chordata, Actinopteri, Carangiformes, Carangidae. The record is from RefSeq and is a predicted model, not a curated record. The transcript is spliced from 33 exons. Gene Ontology annotation, biological process: pteridine-containing compound metabolic process. The coding region runs from base 115 to 3924 and encodes 1269 amino acids. Gene Ontology annotation, molecular function: methionine synthase activity; zinc ion binding; cobalamin binding.